Messenger RNA from Mytilus trossulus (common blue mussel), 2832 nucleotides. RefSeq names its product peroxisome proliferator-activated receptor gamma-like. Lineage: Eukaryota; Metazoa; Mollusca; Bivalvia; Mytilida; Mytilidae. The record is from RefSeq and is a predicted model, not a curated record. Gene Ontology annotation, molecular function: zinc ion binding; nuclear receptor activity; RNA polymerase II cis-regulatory region sequence-specific DNA binding. Gene Ontology annotation, biological process: hormone-mediated signaling pathway; regulation of lipid metabolic process; cell differentiation. The transcript is spliced from 8 exons. Bases 121 to 1545 code for a protein of 474 amino acids.
GGUUAACAAACUAAAGAGAUGUAGGUGGAGCUUGGUAAAUAUUUACUAUAGUCUAUUUCAGAAAAAUAUCAAAUGUCAGUCUGUUCCUUUAUUAAGUCACACUGACAUAGACCUAGCUGGAUGCGACAUGAUUUUGACCAUAACCAGAAAUACUCUACAAUAAUGGUUAGCUACAUGUUACCAGUGGACUUUGGUCAGAAUAGUUUAUAUAAUUCAAAUUCACCAGAUUUUCCAAUGGAUCAAGAUUAUUUUGAGAAUAUAAUGAUGGAUUUUAAUGGUCGACCACAGGAACCACAAUCAUUAUCUGGAAGUGGAGAUUCCCUGUCAUCAUAUCCAUCACCAAACCAACCAGGUUCACCUGUUGCCAUAGUAACAUCUACAGAAGAUGUUCAGGUGUCGUCAGCUUCUGAUGAACGAGUGCAAAAAUCAAAACCAUACAACAAAAGGUUACCCCCUCCUAAACAACUAUAUACAACAGAGCUUGCUGUAUUGUGUAGAAUUUGUGGUGAUAAAGCCUCAGGGUUCCAUUAUGGAGUUCAUUCAUGUGAAGGUUGUAAGGGAUUUUUUAGAAGGACCAUAAAGAAAAAUUUAGUGUAUAAGCCAUGUCGAGCACUGAAACAAUGUAAGCUGUCAUUAGGAUCCAGAAAUAAAUGCCAGCACUGCAGAUUUCAGAGAUGUUUACGUGCAGGGAUGUCUCAGGACGCUGUAAGAUUUGGAAGAAUGCCAAAAGUAGAAAGAGAAAAGUUAAUGGCUGACAAAGAAGAACUUGAAGAGAAUAGCAGUGUGAGGAUUCUAGAGUUACGAUCUAUAACAGAUAUUAUAAAACAAUCAUUUCAUCAACAUGUCGUGGAAACUCUACUCAAAUUCAAUGGCAGGGAUGAGGAUAAACAAGAAAGCAAAGAUAUUGUGAUAAACCGACUGGAAUCAGAAGAAGAUUUUGAGAAUUGGAAGAUUUACGUCAAAUAUCAGGAAGUAGUUCUGCCAUUGAUGGAGGGAGCUGUAAGAUUUGCUAAACAACUUCCUGGAUUUUUGGAGCUAUCAACCUAUGAUCAGAUAACAUUAAUGAAGCAGGCGUCCAUGUCUGUUGCUAUAGUAGCGAUGAGUCCAUUAGUGGAAGAUGUAAAAUUUAAAAUUCCUGGAAUGGAGAUGAAUUUAAUCCUUAACAAAAGUCUGCUAGAAGAAUGUAGGAUCGUCAGACAACUUUUUGGUCAGAUUUGGAAGUUUUAUGAAAAGUUAAAGAAAUUUGAACUGCUACAGUCAGAGAUUUCCUUGUUUUGUGCCACACUUUGUUUCUCAGAAAAUCCUUUUCUUCAAAGUCCAAUAGAAAUAGACAAAAUACAGCAAGAUCUACUUCAAGCUUUGAGAAUCGAAUUGAAACACAAUCAUCCAAAACAACGCCACUUAUUUCCCAAUCUUGUUAUGCUGGUCACAGAUCUUCGCCAAGCUGUUGAGGCAUUUGGACAGAACAUCAGAAUUGGCAUCAUCGACAAAUCAAAGGAUCUGUCUGACACUGCACCACUAAUCAAAGAAAUGUUUAAUAUAUAGAGGGAUCAUAUAGUAAGCAUUCAAUCUUUUAAUGUUGACCUGUAAAAGUAUAGGGUCAAAGUGACAAUGAAAAUAUUUAUUUAAAAUUUUAUUGGUCUGAAGCCCAACAAAUUAUGUUACCUUUUACACUUACAUGGCGUAAAUUUGUUGUUGUGCUAUUGGGAGAUGGAAGGGUUCAUUAUCUAGCACAAUGAUGUUAUAACCGGUGAAUUGUUGUACAUUUAUGUUGUUUUUAUAGCUCAUCUGUUGGAAAUUUAUGUAAUUGAUCAUUAAUGACAUUUUAACUUUUUGUUCCAAUUUAUUUUCUUUUUCAUGAUGUAAUUUUAUCUAUCAUACUUUUCUUUUUGAGUCACACAUUAUACCUUGUAUAAGAUUUUACACAGAAAUUCACAAAUAUAUAUAUCAAUGUAUAUUAAGCAGAAACAAAUUAUUUUUCUAAAACUUAUCUCUUGAUCUCACAUUAAGCAGAUGGCACCAUGUUUUUUUACUAUAUGAUCGACUGACAAGACUACCUCAGUAUCUCUAAUGCAAUUUAUUUUUAGUGCAAAAUUGGUCUUUAGUUAAUCUAAAUAUUUAUUCUGUAUUGGACCAAAAUUGGUCUUUAGUUUUAAAUAUUUAUUCUGUAUCAAACCAAAAUUGGUCUGCAGUUCUAGAUAUUUGUUCUGUAUAAGACUAAAGUUGGUCUUUUGUUUUUAGAUACUGUGGACUCAUUUUAUUUUGGGGGUGUCGAUUUUCGCCCAUUGAGGAAAACUUGCAUGUUCAAUGAUAAUUGUUUUUCAUGGUUUUGCUAAACUCUGAAUACCAAGCUUAUAAAAAUCUGUUAUUCCUCAGGACUUUUGAUUUUGUUAUCCACAAAACCCAUGCAAAUUGGUUUCCAACGAAUUAUAGUGAAUCCACAGUAUUUAUUCUGUAUUAGAUCAAAAUUGGCCUUUAGUUCUAGAUGGUUUUUUCUGUAUUAGAUCAAAAUUGGCCUAUUAGCUCUAGAUAUUUAUCCGUAUCAGUAUAGAACUGGUCUUUAGUUCUAGAUAUUUUUGGUGACGAGAUCACUGUUAUAUAAGAGCUAAUUUGUCUGACUGAGAGAACAAUGAAAUAUCAUUUGUUUGUUUUUAGGUGAAUCAUAGAAACUUACACAUACCUUGUUACAGUUGUAGAUACAACUUAAAUACUUAUCAGGGGCGGAUACAGCAAUUUUAAAAAGGGGGGGUUCCUAACACAGGACAAAGGGGGGUUUCAACUGCAUGUCCCCAUUCAUAUGCAUUGAUCUUCCAAAUAGAAGGGGGGUUGGAA